CUACUAAAAGGGAAUAAUUUUUUGUUACCACCAAACGGUACCCUAUUGGUUUCCUCCAAAUUUCAAUUUCCUCAUUGUUGUCUCAAUUAUUAUUUGCAGUUUACAUAAUCUUUUGCUGGGCUUUCUCGAUGGAUCCUCCUACCUCUUGGGAUUCCUUGCGAAAGCAGGCAAGGAAGCUUGAAGCUCAGCUGGAUGAGCAGAUGCAUUUGUAUCGUAAGUUCGUUUCAAACAAAACUGGUAAUGCUAAUGAUAGCGAUCUUGAAUCCAGUAUAGAUCAGCUGCUCAAGCAGCUUCAACAAGUUAAUUCACAAAUGCAAGCAUGGAUUUCAUCGGGAGGAUCUGAGAUCUUUUCUCAUACAUUGACUCGCCAUCAAGAAAUUCUUCAAGAUCUUUUUCAGGAGUUUAAUCGGCUCCGUUCAAGUUACAGAGCUAAGAAAGAGCAUGCUUCAUUGCUUGAAGAUUUUAGGGAGUUCGAUCGGACCAGGUUAGAUCUGGAAGAUGGUAAUGGGUCUCAUGACCAAGCACUCCUUAAUGAACGUGCUGCCCUCCAUAGGAGUACUGGACAGAUGGAUGGUGUAAUUUCUCAAGCUCAAGAAACAAUAAAGACACUUAUGUUUCAAAGAUCAACAUUUGGCGGUAUUAAUUCAAAACUCAGCAAUGUCAGCAGUCGCCUCCCAACGGUUAAUCAUAUUCUUUCAGCAAUAAAGAAGAAGAAGUCUAUGGAUACCAUCAUUCUUUCAUUAGUUGCCUCUGUAUGCGUGUUUCUCAUUUUGGUUUAUUGGAUGACGAAAUGAAACAGUAAUUAAUUGGACUCUUAAUGGAGUUCCCGAGCAAUUUCUUUGCUUGUUUGUAUCUUUUGUAUAUUCACAACCGAGUGAAUUUUGUAAUGUUUCAUUUUUAUGCAUGUAAAGAUGGUUUUCUUGAA
Messenger RNA from Lycium barbarum (goji berry), 925 nucleotides. Its product is annotated as Golgi SNAP receptor complex member 1-1. Gene Ontology annotation, molecular function: SNAP receptor activity. Gene Ontology annotation, biological process: vesicle fusion; endoplasmic reticulum to Golgi vesicle-mediated transport. NCBI's taxonomy places the organism in Eukaryota, Viridiplantae, Streptophyta, Magnoliopsida, Solanales, Solanaceae. Gene Ontology annotation, cellular component: Golgi membrane; SNARE complex; cis-Golgi network. The transcript is spliced from 5 exons. The record is from RefSeq and is a predicted model, not a curated record. Bases 129 to 794 code for a protein of 221 amino acids.